Messenger RNA from Calidris pugnax (ruff), 8724 nucleotides. It is a transcript of the gene COL13A1, whose product is annotated as collagen, type XIII, alpha 1. The transcript is spliced from 45 exons. Lineage: Eukaryota; Metazoa; Chordata; Aves; Charadriiformes; Scolopacidae. The record is from RefSeq and is a predicted model, not a curated record. Bases 620 to 3067 code for a protein of 815 amino acids.
CCGAUCCCACCCCGGCGCUUUGCAUAAAUAAAUAAAUCAUGCAGCAAGGGAGAGGUGGAGAGAGGGGGCGAGCAGAGGAGGUUACUUUGGGAAGCCGCGUAGCUCGCUCAUCCCACAGCCCCGUAGUCCGCAGCGAGUGUGUCAUGUUACAGGGGAGCCAGGAUCGGCCAGAGCACAACGUCGUCGCCGGAGCAGCUGAGAAUUACCUCUCUCUAAUGGGGACUUUCAUGUGCGAGCUCCUGGCCGGACUGCGAAGUAACUAAAACUGGCAGCUUAGAAGGAAACAAAAUCCUACCAGCAAACCAAAAGACUGAAACGCAGAAGGGAAAAAAAAAAAAAAAUCCCGAUCAGAUUUUUUUUUUCCUUCCUCCCACUCUUUGCUGCAGUUGGAUCCUUUUUUUCUGCACCCCUUUUAUGUGUGUGUGGUUUGUUUUUAUUUUUUUAAAGACACCCUCCCCCCCCUCCACUUUUGUCACUGUUGCUGUUAUUUGUCAUUUGCUGGCACUGGGAUCCCCUUGGACGCUCUUUUUCUAUGCCUUUUGGAUUGUGCUUCUUGGAGCAGGAGUGAGGCUUUAUUUAUUCUAUUUAUUUAUUUAUUGUUUCUCAGGACAGGGAGGGAAUGUUGGAGGAGAAGAGCUGGAAGGGCAUCGGCGAAGCAGCUUUUGACAGGGGGUGCGUGGCUCCCCCCAGGACCGGCGAUGGGGAGAGAUGCUGCCGCCUCCCUCUCCUGCUGGGCUCAGGGCUGCCCGGCGUCUCCCUGCUUUCUCUGGUGCUGAGCCUCCUCCUGUACUUUCGGACCUCGGAUCUCCAGUCCCGGGUGUCCCACUUGGAAGCGGACAGACCCACACAGCUCCCUGCCUGGCUCUCAGCAGACCAAAUGGAGACAGCUAUUUUGGGAAGAGUUGACCAACUGCUUGAUGAGAAAUUAAAGUUCCAUUUGCCGAGACAUCGAGAAGUUCGAGACACACAGCAGCGAUGCAACUGCCCGGCAGGUCCACCUGGCCCUACAGGAAGACCGGGGCUCCAGGGAGACAAAGGUGCAAUGGGAAUCCCUGGGCGGCCGGGACUAAAAGGGCAACCUGGAGAGAAGGGUGCUCCAGGAGAAGCAGGCAUGUCUAUCAUCGGGCCCCGCGGUCCACCCGGACAGCCUGGAACAAGAGGUUUUCCUGGAUUCCCGGGCCCUAUCGGCUUGGACGGCAAACCGGGUCAUCCUGGACAGAAGGGGGAGAUGGGUGCUGCAGGUCCCAGGGGACAACCCGGACCCCCAGGACAAAAAGGAGAAAAGGGUCAGUGUGCAGAGUACCCGCACAGGGAGUACCUAAGUACCACCCUCGCAGCCCUGCGCUCUAACCAGAUCCUUACGCUAAAGGGUGAACAAGGACAAGCAGGAAUCCAAGGUCCCCCGGGGCCCCCUGGCCCCCCAGGGCCCGCUGGACCGGCUGGACCCGAAGGAACCCCAGGACAGCCCGGGCCAGUUGGGCCACCUGGCAGAGUGGGAGAACCUGGGAAGCCUGGCAGAGAUGGAAAGGGCUUACCUGGGCCUCCUGGACCAAAGGGAGACCCUGGGAUUCAGGGAUACCCUGGCAGAAAGGGUGAGGUGGGCGAGUCAGGCCUGCCCGGUGCGCAUGGCCUCCCUGGAGCUACUGGCCCCAAGGGUGAAAAAGGGGACGCUGGCAUAAAGGGGGAGAGAGGCAUGCCAGGGCUGCCAGGAAGACAUGGCACUAAGGGCGCUCCUGGGAUGGCCACCGCAGGGAUGAAGGGCGAGCCCGGGACUCCAGGAGAAAAGGGAGAUCCUGGAGCCCCAGGGAGGAUGGGCCCCCCAGGUUUGCCAGGGAAGAGGGGGCAGCGGGGUGAGAAGGGACGAGCUGGUGACCCUGGGCUUCCUGGACUCCCUGGCAUGAAGGGAGAGAAGGGAAAUGCUGAGAACGCCCUGGUGGGAGGCAAAGGAGAACCUGGCCCUCCUGGUUUGCCUGGGCCCCCUGGACCAAAGGGAGAAGCUGGUGACGUUGGCCGGCCUGGUGCUGCAGGGUCACGGGGGGAAAAGGGGGAACCUGGUUCACCGGGAGACCAGGGACCCAUGGGCCCGAGGGGCCCCAAAGGAGAGCCUGGGAAGGAUGAGAUGAUGGACUACGAUGGUAAUAUCAGUGAAGCUCUCCAGGAAAUCCGAACUUUGGCCUUGAUGGGACCCCCAGGACUUCCAGGACCACCAGGACCACCAGGACAGAAGGGUGAAAUUGGCUUGCCAGGUCCUCCAGGCCAUGAUGGAGAAAAGGGACCACGUGGCAAGCCUGGAGAAAUGGGUCCCCCUGGCCCUCACGGACUGCCAGGGAAGGAUGGACAACCUGGAAUAAAGGGGGAGCCAGGCCAUGUGGGGGCCACAGGAGAAAAGGGCGAUAAAGGAGAGCCAGGACAAGCGGGCUCACCGGGUCUUGAUGGCCCCACUGGAGAGAAAGGUGAACGAGGUGACCAAGGGAUGCCAGGACCAUCAGGAUUGCCGGGUCCCAUUGGACUUCCAGGAUUGACAGGAGAGAAGGGCCAGCCUGGGGAGCGUGGUGACAAAGGAAAUCCAGGAGAAUCGAUAUCUGGCCCUCCUGGACCCCAAGGACCACCAGGACCACCAGGUCUUCAGGGCCUCCCAGGACCCAAGGGGGAAGCAGGGAUUGAUGGAAUGAAAGGAGAGAAGGGUGCCCAGGGUGAAAAAGGAGACAGAGGGCCACUGGGAUUACCCGGUGCUUCAGGUUUAGACGGCAGGCCUGGACCACCGGGUACUCCAGGACCAAUUGGGGUUUCGGGACCAGCAGGACCAAAAGGAGAAAGGGGCAGUAAAGGAGAUCCUGGAGUUGUUGGACCAAUGGGGCCAGCAGGGCUUCCUGGUUUACAAGGUCUACCUGGUGACAAAGGAAUCCGGGGGGAGAGGGGCAAGAAAGGCUCUAGAGGGUCUAAAGGGGAUAAGGGAGACCAAGGAGCGCCUGGAUUAGAUGCACCCUGUCCGUUGGGGGAAGAUGGCCUUCCAGUUCAAGGCUGCUGGAAUAAGGGUCAGACUCCUUGGCUGAUAGCCAAAAAGUGAGAGCAGUCCCAGGGUGGAGAAGCUUGAGAAAUGACAGCAGAACGAAAAGGAGAAGAAGGACCUUCCUGAAGAUUUGCUGGAGAUGUUUUGCAAGUUCCCUCCCUGGAGCUUGGGAAGAGUUUCUUCAACUGCACACCAGGAAUGGGUGCCCAGAUGCUGCCUGCUGGGGCCGGGGGAGCCCGGCGUGCCGGCGCUUUCGGCUUUGCUUGCUGUCUUCUCCUGGAGGCCAGGGGCAGGGUUGGAAAAUGACACCAUUUAUAGUCUUUCUCUUUGGUCAUUUUCACUUCAUUCUAUUAUUGUGGUCGGACUCUUCAGAUGAAGAAUUAGGCUCAUUUUCCAGCAGCUGCUGUAUAAAUGAGUGCAAGACGUAGCUGAUAUUUCUGUGGGGGGAUCCUUUGAUCCAAGAGAGAAAUUCUUCUUGAACAAUUACCCUUAGAAAUAUCAAUCAAACCCCGUGUGCCCGGUUUAGAGUGCUGCUCAGAGAGGACUUGAUAAAACUUUUUGCUAUCAUUUCUGGUUACCAGAUGACAAACUUCCACCUAUAUCGUUGAUGAUUCCAUCUUUAACCUUUUCAUCACAAACUUUCUUCUCCUGUUAAGUUAUAAAGAAUUCUUUUUUUUAUUAUUAUUUUUUGCCAAAAAGGGAAAACCAUACUGGGUUUUGAAGGCAUGACGUAUUUUGUUGGUAAAGGAAAAUGUGGAGUGUGGAAAAAAUCUGGUUUCACUGAAUAAUUCCUUUGCUUCCUGUACUUCUGCUUUGGUCUCCACCACACACACUGGAUGUAUUUUGCCCGGAGCCCUCCAGAAAUAUUAUUCUGCUGGCCCAUUAAAGCCCUUCUUGUGGGUACCUCUCAGCAGAUGUACUUGCAGAUGGAAAAUAAGGAUCACGAGGGUUAAAUUUUGCCGUUACGUGUUUUAGUACAUUCACUGAAGGGAAAUAAAGAUCUGGCAAAGUGCUGAGGGGUGUGGAGGACGUUUCCCAGCUGCCUGAAGGGCAGAAAAUACAGCUCUGGAUACUUCGUACCAACUGCCACGCAGAUCUGGCAUCCCUUACUCGGCUCCCACUGCUGAAGGUUAAACUGUUCAUAUGGACUCUACAGUGUCUUUCCACCACAGCUCUUGCAAUUUAUUAAAAAAAAAACCCCAAAUUAAUUAUUAAGUACAUCUCUUACAAACAUGACUCAUAACACUUCAACUUCAUUGAGCGCAUUGGGAAUCCCAUUCGCCCAAUCACUACAACACAUAUUUAACUUUAAGCAUGUGAUUCCCAUUGGCCUAAAUGAUGCUAUUUGCAUAUUUAAGUACUCUGGUGAAUCAGGGCCAUUAUUAUUAGAGUUAAUGAACGAUAUUAUCUAAAUCAUUAGGCAGAACUAAACGAUAAGCAAUUCGCUUCACAGUUCAGAGAGAAAGCGCUGAUUUCAAGUUCAAAGUGAUGUCUUUUUAAAUCAGAGCAAGUCCUAGAAAGGUGAUAACCUUCACUCAAACACCCUUUGCCAGCUCAGUGGGGACAAUGCAGAACACCUGCACCCAGCACUCAUCCCCCUCACCAGGGCAGGGAACAGCUACCAUUAAAAUAAUCCCAGAAUUGCAAAGAGCAGGGGAAGAAAAGUUCUACUUGUAGUUUCAGCUGAAGAAUUGCUGGUUUUUUCCUUAAGACUUCUAACAGAUUUAUUUAGUAAAUAGAGUAGCAGGGGAAGAAAUUGUUUCUGUUAAGAACCAGGCUGAUGAAAGAGUUAAUUUAUUUUAUUUGUAUUUUUUUAUUUUUACCUUUUUUUUGUGGGGGGAGGAGGGGAGAUACCUGACCAGAACUGCAGGCGGUAGGUGUGCUUUUUUCCUUCUUUUUUAAUGAAAGCAAUUAUAUAUAUAGUUUGAUAAAGUUACUUUUACUUUUCAUUAAUGGUUUUCUGGGGCGAUUUGUUUGCUCUUUUCUGUUUUCUUGUGUUUUAGUGAUAUUUUUACUGGGCUUUUGGAAUAAGUUUGUAAAAGCUCCUCACCCCAAAUGUCCUAAGGACAUUCCUAUUGUGUUUUUCCUCCCUAAAUUGAGUAGUAAAUUGGUGCUUUCCAUAGGCAAAGCAGUUUUUAGUGGGUAUAAAGACACCCACGUAGGCCACGCCUAGGGACCAGGUACCAGUGAGCUCUCCCAGACGAAACGGUCUCUCCAAAACUCUCCCUUUACACUGACAAAAUUCACAAAGGGCUACUUUAGGGACCAGCUGAUUGAAAAUGGUUUAGUCCGAUCUUAGCUGGUCUGCUGUAAAGCAUUUAGUCUGGAAAGAGUCGCUGCGUCCUCUUCAGCAGCAUUCUACAGCCUGGAAUCUCAGGCUUAGCUAGAAAGCUCUGAAAUGGCAAUUAAAAGAAACGUGUUGUCUCGAAAAUGGCAAGCUGUUGGUAGGUACCUACUGGAGUAUUGUUGUCUCUUGCUGUUGUUUUCUCUCCUUUAAAUCCAGCAGAGCACUCCCAUUCAAUCUUAUCUUCAGGCUUUGCUUCACACUGAGCCUACGUGCAAAUGCUUUGCUGGAGGAAGGUCUCCUAUUCUUUUAUACUUUUUCAUUUUUUCCCCCCCCUUUCUCUGUUUUUGUGUCUUAUUGCUUCCAGACGUCUUUGUCCCAGACAAAAUGGCUACUUUCUGUGUUUUCAGAAAAAUCUCUGUUGGUCGCAUUUUGGUCAUUUUUCCACUCCUUUUUAUUCUCUCUCUUCCCUGGUAUACUUCCUCCCUUCUUGUACCCCGUCUUUGUGAAACGUUUUGAUGUGAUGAAAACAUCAUGGCAAAACAGGAAUUAAGACUGUAGGUGUUUGUUGAUAGUUUUGGAUUUGACUGUAAAUCUUCUACUGUUUAAAAUGCUAGGUGGCAAGAUCAGUUUAGCCUUCCAGCUUUCUUAUUAUUUAGUUUGCUUGUUGAAAUUACUACAUAAAUUUCUUCUUUUUAUUAACUGACUCAGAGUUAGUUGGAAUAUUGCAGAUUUUUUUAAUAGAAAAAUCUGCUAAACUUUUUUUUGCUGCAAAACAUGAUUUUGUUGAACUGCUGUCACAAAGUUUAGUGGGUUAGAUGUAUUAAGGGUGGGUAUGAGAGACUGGUUGUGAAACUUGGGGAGCAGAGCUUGUAUUCUUGCUUUCCAUUGCACGCCGUUUGUCAGUCCAUUGUCUCUGGCAGGGGUUUGCUAGGAGUGUGAAAUUCCAUUUUUGUGAUAAUUCCAUUGUUUUCUCACAGUAAUGUUUCAAAACAUUGCUUCAGUAAAUCUUCCCUUUGACCUCUUCUGCAAAGAUUUGCAGAAUCUGGAUUUGCAGAAGACUUCUGCAAAGAUUUGCAGAACCCUGGUGUUGCACACCACCAGCAGUGCCACAGACCAAGCAGUAUGACCCUUUUGGGGAUCUUCUGAAGGUAGCAGGCUGGCUCAGAAGUGCCCGUGGGGUGACAUAUUCAGUGACAGUUGUGUGCCACAGCCUGUAACCUGCUUUAGAGCACAUCUGCCUAGCACUGUGCUGUGCCAAGGCAUUGCUCUCGCUGCCCUGGCCUGCAAGGUAGGCAGCAGACUGUCCCCCAGUCCAGGUGACACAAGGCCUACCAAGAAAGCUGGGUGGUGACAAGUAGACAUCCUUUUAGCAUCCAGAGUCCUCACAGCAAUAGAAAACUACCUACCUGAGGAACUUUCCCCACACCUGGAAUGCUUGUGUCAUUGGCACUGCCCGUUUCUCAUCUUUAUACAAUCUGUAUACCAUUUAUACCAAAUUCUUUGAUGCCGAGACUCUUUCUGCUCAUUAGCCAACAUCAGUCAAACAUCAAUGAUCUAAUCCCUGAGGGAGAAAGAUUUCUGAAGCAAUUUGUUGUUGCAUAUCUGGUUUCCUUGAAUUUUACAAAAGAUACUUUACUUUCUUCCCCCCCCUUUGGUGGCAUAGAAUGUACAGUAUUUAAUAUACCUGUAGCGAAGUGAUGAGUUAUGAGAAGAUCUUGACAGGGCAUUGUUUCUGCAUAUCUCCUAUAAACACUUUUUGAUUGAGACAUUUAAAUCUAGAUACACUUUUUACAUUUUUUUUUUAUAUUGAACUUUCAGCCUGUAUAGUAAAUAUCUGAUGUUAUUUGACAUUCAUUAAUGUGCUGUAAUAUACUUUUGUGUUACUAGUAAUUAUUGUGGUCAUUGUGCUGAUUCUAAGACAUUAUUUCAACUCCUUUCCAUGUAAGGUAGCUACUUGGAAUUUUCUGGCCUUCAAGAAAAUUCCAUGCUAAAUAAUUGCUAGAAUGAAGAGAACAAAGGGCUGUUCUUUCCCACAAUCUUUUCAACCUCUGUAGGAGCUUCUUCAGCCAAAAUCAGUGUUUGCUUUUUCUUUCCCGCUUUUUCCUUGGUAAUAUGACAACAUUUGAUUUGUUUUGGCUUUUCACCUGGGAAAUUUUGAAUUCCAUGUUGACUAUUUCUAGCAAUAUUUUAGAAAAUCAGAGAUAGCUGUGUUAUAAGGAGUUGCUGAUCAUAACAGAACUUAAAUAUUGUAAUAAUGUUUUCCUUUAUAUUUUCUCCACUAUUAAGUUUUUAAGGAAAUCUUUUCUCAGAGUGAUAAAAAUUGAAAAGACACUAAAGGAUUAAACAUUUAACAUGUAUGAGGAAAGGGAUUCAGUUAAAUGAUUUCCGUCUGUAGGAAUGAAAAAUAGCUUACAAAUUUUUUAUGUCAGAACAAAAACUGUGCCUCAGUUACCUAUUUCUUGUGUCCAUUAACUCAUCCAGCGGUAUCAAUGAAGCCACACCUGCCCUUGAAACUAGGGCUACGCUUAAAGAAUUCCUGCUCACUAGUUCAGUUUUGUAACAGUAAGCUGCUGCUCAAUUAUAGUGCCUUUAAAACAUUUCUACCUUCUUGCAAAAGGUGGAAAUUUUAUAUGUUUAAUCACCAAGUAUCCAUUUAUCAGAUAAAGAAAAUUGUGCUUAUCUUAUUUGGAGGUGCUGGUUUAUAUUAUGAUGAAAAGUGCUAUGUGAGAGCUGUAUAUUGCUAUUUUAAACGCCUUAGCCUACCUGCUACAUCAUUAUGAGAAUUAACAAUGAGAUUCCAGGAAGAAGUUAGUUUGGGGAAUGGACUUCUGGAAAAUGACGGGUGGAAAAAAAAAUAGGCAGGAGGUAAUGAAAAAUGUCUUGGACUGGAUGGUUGUUGCAAUGGUAAACAUGACACCAGAUUUAAAGUGUCAUCCCAUCAUUAUCCAAGAGGAGUUCGAUGAAUUCCCUGCGCCUUGUGUUGAAGCUUUACUCCUUUGUGUCAAUUUUUUAGUGAAGUUCCUAUUUUAUUUGCGUGUAUUCCAGUACAAUCUGCAUUUGUUACAUGUGAUGUACAUAGUCUCUUCUCCCUUUUAUAAAAAUACCUGUUUACUUACACACAGUUUCUGUCUUUUAUAAAUGACGGCUAAUAUAAAUAACAAACCAUAAAUUUUCUUACACGCCCUCUUUCCAUUUGGGGAUGGUUUUUAGGUUAAGAUCCUAAGGAAAUCUCACCAUCUGCUUUUUGCCAGUCAGCCCCAGUAACUAUGGAACUAGGUGGGAAAUUUCAACCAAUUUGGCAGAGGGACAGAAGUGUCAAAAAUACUGUCAUUGCCAGCUCUAUGAAAAUAGACAGCUGGAUAGAGGAGUUAGGAGCACUAGUUAGUGCCUGUGCUAAGGGAAAGGCAGCAACAUCAGCUGGGCUAUA